Bufo bufo (common toad) is the source of this 2383-nucleotide messenger RNA. It is a transcript of the gene ST3GAL3, whose product is annotated as ST3 beta-galactoside alpha-2,3-sialyltransferase 3. The coding region runs from base 289 to 1539 and encodes 416 amino acids. The transcript has 13 exons. NCBI's taxonomy places the organism in Eukaryota, Metazoa, Chordata, Amphibia, Anura, Bufonidae. The record is from RefSeq and is a predicted model, not a curated record. Gene Ontology annotation, molecular function: sialyltransferase activity.
UCCCCUCCUAUACUCGGUGCCAUGCUCCUGCGAUUGGCGGCUGCCUCCGGUGCCCGGGCAGCUGAUUGGCGGCCAUUGCGGUGGUCGUGCAGGCGCAGACACCGCUCCCAUUAGUCGCCAGUGACAGCCCCCGGGGGCUUCUCUCCAUCCAGCAUGGCGCCCACCGUUCAGUGCGAGUCUCUGCAGCAGUGCUCGGGCCAGGAGGCCUCCCCAGGACCCUCCGUCACCCAGCGGCGCUGACCCUGCCAGGAUGGACAGGUCAUGUAGGAGCGCAGGAAUGUUUUAAAAAUGGGAGUUUUGGUUUUCGUGAGGAACCUGCUGCUGGCUCUCUGCCUCUUCCUGGUGUUGGGCUUUCUGUAUUAUUCCGCCUGGAAGCUCCAUCUUCUGCACUGGGAGGAUUCACAUUCAAUGCUUCACGCCUUUGACUCCGUUGGACACAGUUUAGGCCCAGGACGGAGAGAGAGGAAAGCUGGGAUCCCGACUCUUCACACUGUGACCCCAACGCACAAUGUACCGGACAGAACCGAGUCCAAAGAGUCCAAAGACCCGGGGGUUGUUCCAGAAUCAUCGCUAAUAAAAUAUGAUCGUCUUGGAUUUCUACUUAAAUUGGAUUCUAAGUUAUCAGCAGAACUUGCAACCAAGUAUGCAAACUUCUCCGAGGGCAUCUGCAAGCCAGGAUAUGCAUCUGCAAUGAUGGCUGCCAUCUUUCCAAAGUUCUCAAGACCAGCACCAAUGUUUCUUGACGAUUCCUUCAGAAAAUGGGGAAGGAUCAGGGAAUAUUUGCCUCCUUUUGGAAUUAAAGGGCAAGAAAAUCUAAUAAAAGCAAUCCUGUCCGCAACAAAAGAAUACCGCCUGACGCCAGCUCUUGACAGCCUAAACUGUCGGCGAUGCAUCAUUGUGGGGAACGGAGGGGUGCUUGCCAACAAAUCUCUGGGAUCUAAGAUCGACGAGUACGAGGUUGUGGUUCGGCUGAAUUCUGCACCAGUGAAAGGGUUUGAGAAGGACGUGGGGAGUAAAACCACACUGAGAAUCACAUAUCCUGAAGGAGCCAUUCAGAAACUUGAACAGUAUGAGAAGGAUUCCCUUUUUGUCCUCGCUGGAUUUAAGUGGCAAGAUUUCAAAUGGCUGAAAUACAUUGUUUACAAGGAGAAAGUGAGCGCUUCAGAUGGGUUCUGGAAGUCAGUUGCCACUCGAGUCCCACGAGAGCCAAACGAGAUUCGCAUCCUCAACCCAUACUUUAUCCAAGAAGCUGCAUUCAGUUUUAUCGGGCUGCCAUUCAACAACGGACUUAUGGGCAGAGGGAACAUCCCGACGCUCGGCAGUGUGGCAAUCACAAUGGCGCUACAUAACUGUGACGAGGUGGCGGUAGCAGGAUUUGGAUAUGACAUGAACCUUCCCAAUGCUCCUCUUCACUACUAUGAGACUAUCAAGAUGGCAGCCAUUAAAGAGUCUUGGACCCAUAAUAUUCAGAAAGAGAAAGACUUCUUAAGGAAGAUGGUGAAAGCGCGUGUAAUAAAUGACCUCACUAGUGGCAUCUGACCGGAGCAGAGAGCGUAUCCUGGACAAUAGCCAUUACCAGAGCUGAUCGCAGGAGCCCCAUUGGACAGACGGGCGUGCAUGCCAUCAGGGGGCUUGAUCUUCUAUAGGACAGCGACACAAGCUGCUGCCACAGGAAGAGGAGGCAGUGACCACGGCCGCCUCCACAACACUAUUCUCUCAGAACUGUUCUGUUUUUGUUUUUUAGUAGACAUAACUUUAUCACAAAAAGACAACACUGUUAACAUGCAAAAGAAUCCCUUGUGCCAAACGUACCUCCGGUUCAGGACGCAAGGUACGAAUGGAGAACCGCAUACAUUCUGAAUGUACAAAGUAUUAUUUUUAGAUAUCCAUCAAGCAUGGGACUGCACUGCACGGGCGGCAGAGAUAUGGGUGGAGGACCCCAAUCCAUACGCAGGCCAUGCACACACUGACAUAUCUCUAGCUGCCUCUUGCAGGCUCCUUCCCCUGUUAAGAGAAGAAAACAUGGCCGUCCAGAGUUGGGGCAUUGUUGAUGCUGCUACUAAGUAGAUGGACCAAUAUUCAGUCUAUCUAUGUCUGUCUUUGAGUGUGUUAUUAUUGGGGUACGGGUGGGUAACUUGUACAAUUUUAGGUCAUGGAUCAGUGUUAGAAUUUUGCCAUGGAUCAGUGUUUGAAUUCCUUGCACAUGAAGCAGCGGUCACCCUCUUCGCUCGGAUCAUUCUCAGCCCUAAUGUUCCACGGGCAGGAAGCAUGAUCUGAGCCCGGGCCCGGCUCCUGUACUAACAUACAUGUAAAUGUGACUCCCAAACACAUCAGCAAUACAUUUCAUAUCAUCAAAAGACUGGUCAGAGCCAACACUAGACGA